Molecule: messenger RNA, 5195 nt
Organism: Clarias gariepinus (North African catfish)
Lineage: Eukaryota; Metazoa; Chordata; Actinopteri; Siluriformes; Clariidae
Product: NACHT, LRR and PYD domains-containing protein 12-like
Exons: 24
Coding region: 309-4940 (1543 amino acids)
Molecular function (GO): protein binding
Source: RefSeq, a predicted model, not a curated record
GGAAGCUUCAGUAAAAACUGAAUCUAAAAUUACAAGUAACAUUGAAUGCUGUCUAAAGGUUUUCUAAAUGUUAAAAUCUUAAUUUCCGUUUACCAUGGGGAGAAAGCCAUUGGCCAAGUUGUCUUCUGGCUAUUUAUCAGCAGAAGAGAGAAUUGUGAGAAGUGUCCACAAAAACAAAAUUACUUUUCCCUGCACACUUCAACAGUGAUGAGAAAUGGCCAACUCUGCUUAACACAGACUCCACUCCUUUAGACCAGAGGCUAAAUCAGAUAAGGAGACCAGACUUACCAGCAUUCAGUAGUGUUUUCAUGAAGAGCGAUGCAUCUAUGGAUCCUCCUAUUAAAUUAAAAAAUGAAGAGACCACACCUAGGCACAGGCUAUCCCAGUUAAAGAGACCAGAUUCGCCAGUAUUCAGCAGUGUCUCUAUGAAGAGUGAUGCAUCUAUGGAUCCUCCAAUUAAAUUUAAAAGUGAAGAACAUUCGUCUGGACACAGACUAACCCAGAGGAAGAGACCAAACUCACCAGUAUUCACCAGUGUCUCCAUGAGGAGUGAUGUGUCUAUGGAUCCUCCUAUUAAAUUUAAAAAUGAAGAGCAUUCAUCUGGACACAGUUUAACCCAGAAGAGGCCAGACUCCCCAGUAUUCAGCAGUGUCUCUAUGAAGAGUGAUGCAUCUAUGGAUCCUCCUAUUAAAUUAAAAAAUGAAGAGCCUUCAUCUAUACACAGUCUAACCCAGAGGAAGAGACCAAACUCACCAGUAUUUACCAGUGUCUCCAUGAGGAGUGAUGUGUCUAUGGAUCCUCCUAUCAAAUUCAAAAAUGAAGAGCAUUCAUCUGGACACAGUGUCCUGCAGGAGGCAGAAAACAGGAAGCAACAGACAUUAAUCCCAAAUGCAGGGUAUGAAUCUAAUGGAAAUUACAUUCAGGAAAAAUGCAAGUUAACUCUGAUAAAGAAGUUUCAGCAUGUAAAUGAGGUGAUAACAAACCAGGAAAACCCAACACUUCUCAGUGAGAUCUACACAGAGCUCUACAUUACAGAAGGAGACAGUGGACAAGUCAAUAAUGAACAUGAGGUGAGACAGAUUGAGGCAGCAUCCAGGAGAGCAGCAACUGAGGAAACACCAAUUAAAUGCAGUGAGAUCUUUAAACCCUUAUCUGAAGAAGACAAACCCAUCAGGAGCGUUCUGACAAAGGGAGUCGCUGGCAUUGGAAAAACAGUCUCUGUGCAGAAAUUCAUUCUAGACUGGGCUGAAGGGAAAACAAAUCAGGAUGUUCAACUUAUAUUUCCACUUCCUUUCAGAGAGCUUAAUUUGAUGAAGGACCAAAACCUGAGUCUGAUGGAGCUCCUUCACUUCUUUUUAAAGGAGAUAAAAGGAACAAUUAUUUCCAGCUUGGACAAAGUUCUGUUUGUUUGUGAUGGUUUGGAUGAGUGUCGUUUCUCUCUGGAUUUCCAGAACACAGAUAGAUUGUGUGAUGUAAAUGAAUCAGCAUCAGUGCCUGCGCUACUGAUAAACCUAAUCAAAGGGAAUCUGCUUCCCUCUGCUCUUAUCUGGAUCACCUCCAGACCAGCAGCAGCUGAUCAAAUCCCCACAGAGUGUGUCGACCGAGUCACAGAGGUACGAGGUUUCAAUGACCCACAGAAGGAGGAGUACUUCAGGAAGAGGAUCAGUGAUCAGAGCCUGGCCAAUAACAUUAUCACACACCUGAAGUCAUUAAGAAGCCUCUACAUCAUGUGCCACAUCCCAGUCUUCUGCUGGAUUUCAGCCACUGUUCUAGAGAGAAUGUUGGGUGAAGCAGAGAGUGGAGAGUUCCCCAAGACUCUGACGCAAAUGUACACACACUUCCUCAUAAUUCAGAUAAACAUUAUAAAGAAAAAGUACCCAAAGGGCAGAGACACAGAUAAAGAAAUUGUUCUGAAACUGGGUAAACUGGCUUUUCAUCAGCUGAUAAAAGGCAACCUGAUUUUCUAUGAGAAAGACCUGAAGGAGUGUGGCAUUGAUGUGACAGAAGCAUCAGUGUAUACAGGUGUGUGUACACAGAUCUUUAGAGAGGAGUUUGGGUUAUACGAGAAUAAAGUGUAUUGCUUUGUUCAUCUAAGCAUUCAGGAACACCUUGCAGCUUUGUAUGUGCACCUAACCUUUAAGGUCAAAAAGGGGAAAGAAAUUAAAAAGAAAAUAUGGCAGUUAUUUCGAUUGAAAUCUCAAUCUCAGAUCUCAGAUUUAUACAAGAGUGCUGUAGAUCAGGCUUUACAGAAUGACAAAGGACAUCUGGAUCUUUACAUUCGCUUUCUUUUGGGUCUUUCACUGGAGUCAAAUCAGAUACUUAUACAAUCCAUAGUGAGACAUACAGGACAAAGCUCACAUAGUACUCAGGAAAUAGUUUAUUACAUCAAAGAGAAGAUCAGAUCAAAUCCCUCAGCAGAGAAAUCCAUCAAUCUGUUCCACUGUCUGAAUGAACUAGAUGAUCUUUCUCUAGUUGAGGAAAUCCAACACUACGUGCAAGCUGGAAAUUUACCACAAAGUGAACUUUCUUCUUUUCAGUGGUCAGCUGUGGUGUUUGUUUUACUGACAUCAGCACAUGAAGAAGAUGUAUUUGUCCUUAAUAGAUAUACCAACAAACACCAUUCAUCAGAUCAGGUUCUUCAAAAGCUCCUGCCUGUGAUUGCAGCAUCUAGAAAAGCUCAAUUUAAUUACUGUGGUCUUAAUGAUAUAGCAUGUGAGGCUCUGGCCUCAGUGCUCAGCUCCGAAUCCUCAAGGUUGAAAGAAGUGGAUCUAUCUUGGAAUAAACUUGAAGACACAGGAGUGAAGCGUCUUUCUGCUGGACUGGAGAAUUGUCACUGUAAAGUGGAGACACUGUGGUUGUGCGAUUGUGAUAUUACAGAUGAAGGCUGUAUUGCUCUGUCUUCAGCGCUGAGCUCAAACCCUUCACAUCUGACAGAACUGGAUUUGUCUUGGAAUAAACUUCGAGACUCAGGAGUGAAGCGUCUGUCAGUUGUACUGAAGAAUCCUCAUUGCAAAGUGAAGACACUGAGGUUGUGUGAUUGUAAUAUUGCUGAUGAAGGCUGUGCUGCACUGACAUCAGCUUUGAAGUCAAACUCCUCACACCUAAGAGAACUGGAUCUGUCUGAGAAUAAACUUAGAGAAUCAGGAAUGAAGCAACUUUCCACUGUACUAAAAAAUCGUCACUGUAAACUCCAGAUCCUGAGGUUGUGUGAUUGCGACAUCUUGUAUAAAGGCUGUGUUGCUUUGAGUUCAGCUCUGAGAUCAAACCCCUCACGCCUGAGAGAACUGGAUUUGUCUAAGAAUAAAUUCAGAGACUCAGGAGUGAAGUGUCUCUCUGCUGUACUGGAGAAUCCUUACUGUAAACUGGAGAGACUGAGGAUGCAUGGUUGUGAUAUCUCAUAUGACGGCUGUGCUGCUUUGACUUCAGCUCUGAGAUCAAACCCCUCACACUUGAGAGAACUGGACCUGUCGUGGAACAAACUCAGAGACACAGGAGUGAAGUGUUUCUCUGCCCUACUGAAGAAUCCCCACUGUAAACUGCAGACACUGAGGUUAAAACUUUGUGACAUCACAGAUGAAAGCUGCCCUACUUUGACUUCAGCUCUGAGAUCAAACCCCUCACACCUGAGAGAACUGGAUCUGUCUUGGAAUAAACUAAGAGACACAGGAGUGAAGUGGAUCUCUGCUGUACUGGAGAAUCCUCACUGUAAACUGGAGACACUGAGGCUGUGUAAUUGUAAUAUCAGAGAUGAAGGCUGUGCAGUUCUGACUUCAGCUCUGACAUCAAAUCUUUCACACCUAAGUGAACUGGAUCUGUCUAAAAAUUAUCUUGGAGACUCUGGAGUGAAGUACCUCUCAGCUGUACUAGAGAAUCCUCAUUGUAAGCUAGAGACACUGAGACUGUCUGACUGUGGUGUCUCAAAUGAAGCCUGUGCCGCUCUGACUUCAGCUUUAAGAUCAAACUCUACACACCUUAGAAUACUGGAUCUGUCUGAGAAUGAUUUCAGAGGUACAAAAGUUAAGUGUCUCUCUGCUGUACUUGGGAAUCCUCACUGUAACCUGGAGACACUAAGGUUAGAACACUAUGAUAUCUCAGAUGAAGGCUGUGUUGCUCUAACUUCAGCUUUAGGAUCAAACCCCUCACACUUGAGAGAACUAGAUCUGUCUUGGAAUAAACUUGGAAACUCGGGAGUAAAGCGUCUCUCUGUUGUACUGAAGAAUACUCACUGUAAACUUGAGAAACUGAGACUGGGUAAUUGUGGUAUCUCAGAUGAAGGCUGUGCUGCACUAACUUCAGCUUUGAGAUCAAACCCCUCACACCUAAGAGAACUGGAUCUGUCUAAAAAUGAACUCAGGAACUCAGGAGUGAAGUGUCUCUCAGCUGUCCUGAUGAAUCCUCAUUGUCAACUGGAGACACUGCGAAUUUGUGUUUGUGAUAUCUCAGAUGAAGGCUGUGCUGCUCUGAGUUCAGCUCUGAGAUCAAACCCCUCACACCUGAGAGAACUGGAUCUGUCUUGGAAUAAACUCAGAGACUCAGGAGUGAAGUGUCUUUCUGCUGUACUGGGAAAUUGUCACUGUAAACUGGAGACACUGAGGUUAAAGCUUUGUGAUAUCUCAGAUGAAGGCUGUGCUGCUCUAAGUUCAGCUCUGAGAUCAAACCCCUCACACCUGAGAGAACUGGAUCUGUCUUGGAAUGAACUCAGAAACUCAGGAGUGAAGCGUCUCUCUUCCGUAUUAAAGAACCCUCACUGUAACCUGGAGACACUGAGGUUGUGUAAUUGUGAUAUCUUAGAUGAAGGCUGUGCUGCUUUGACAUCAGCUUUGAGAUCAAACCCCUCCGACCCCUUACACCUGAGAGAACUGGAUCUGUCUGGGAAUAAACUCAUGGACUCACAAAAGAAGCAGCUUUUCAGUCUUAAACUUCAGAAAUUGAGGGUGUGAACUUCAGAAUGGGUGAAAAGUACGAUGUCUGUGUAAGGUGUGGCAUGGAAGGGCUGCUUUGAGUAUUUUUAAAACUGGUAAUCUGGGAUUUUUACUAUUGAAAUAGCUGUUGUAAAUAGCAAUACAUAUUACCUCAACAUACUCUUGUUAGUUAAUUGUAGGUUUUGGUAAAAUUUUAAAUAUAUCAAAUUGCUUUAUUAAUGUUGUCCAGCCUUGUCACUUUCAAUACACUUCAACAUUGUUAAACAAAGUGUG